Prunus armeniaca (apricot) is the source of this 1197-nucleotide messenger RNA. The record is from the annotation of a GenBank genome assembly. Lineage: Eukaryota; Viridiplantae; Streptophyta; Magnoliopsida; Rosales; Rosaceae.
AUGGCAAGCUUGGCUUCUGCUCAGGCAUCAUCAAGGCUAGACGCUCUGAGUCUCACAAACACGAUCGUAUCCUUGGCUCGAAACGCCAGGACACACCGCCACAAUUGCGGGCAGCUCGCUGAGCACGUAGGGAUGAUAGGAAACUUGCUUGAGAAGAUUAAAUCAACUGACCUGAUGAAGCUCCCAGCUACAAAGGAGCCGUUGGUUGGUCUUGAAGAGGCUCUUGAGAAAGCACUUCAAUUAGUGGAGAGUUGCAGAGACAAGAGCUGUCUCUACAUGCUUGCCAUGGGGUGGAGUGUAGUUUAUCAAUUCCGCCAAGUCCAAGCUGAGAUUGACCGCCACCUCAGUCUCCUAGUCCUCCCCAUGAUUUCUCUGCUUCAUGAGUUUCGCCUGCAGAAUUUGAAGGAAGGCCUGCAGGCCAUUGAAGCGGAUCAAAGAAUGUAUACACUUGAGGAAGAGGACAUGGAGGCCCAGAAUGUGAUAUUGAAACCUGAUAGAACAAGGACAGAUGCAGAGAUAUUAGAGAAGUCAUUGUCUCCAAAAUAUCCUAACUUGACUUUCAGUGAGGCACUUCAGGAGGAGAAGGAGAAGCUGAACAUUGAAUUGCAGCGGUCAAGAACAAUUAACGACGACCCCGAUCAAUGCAGAGUGAUUGAACAUCUUAUUGAUGUAGCAGAAAAUGUGGUCAGUGGUGUGCUGCCUGGGAAGAAAGUUGAGAAGCUUCUUGUCAAUGAACCAAGUUAUGUGGUAUCAGGGUACAUAACCAAUGCCAAAUCCAUCUAUGGAGACCAUGGCUUACGGCCAGAGAAUGAAGGGCGGUUCGGGUGGCACGCUGAUCUUUUCGGUUGUUGCAGCGAGCCUUGUCUAAGCCUGAAGACCUGCGUCUACCCUUGUGGAACAUUUUCAUGGAUAGCCAAUGUGGUGUCAAAAGGAAAAAUAUCUCGUGAACAAGCAACCAAUAACCUAAUAGCAUGCUCUGUUUUUGGUGGCUGUUGUUGUUACACUUGCUUUGUGAGAAGGAAAUUGCGGCAACUUUUUAACAUGGAAGGAAGUUCUUGUGAUGACUUCUUCACUCACCUCGUGUGCUGCUGCUGUGCCAUGGUUCAGGAACGACGAGAACUUGAACUCAGAAACUUCGAAGGUUGCCGAGGAACAAAUAUGAUCGUCCCACCAUCAUUACAAUGCAUGAAUGCAUGA